Chlorella variabilis is the source of this 1428-nucleotide messenger RNA. RefSeq lists its product as hypothetical. The transcript is spliced from 10 exons. NCBI's taxonomy places the organism in Eukaryota, Viridiplantae, Chlorophyta, Trebouxiophyceae, Chlorellales, Chlorellaceae. Gene Ontology annotation, molecular function: antiporter activity; xenobiotic transmembrane transporter activity. The annotation marks the transcript as partial. Gene Ontology annotation, cellular component: membrane. Gene Ontology annotation, biological process: xenobiotic detoxification by transmembrane export across the plasma membrane. The record is from RefSeq and is a predicted model, not a curated record.
AUCAAUGCCGUGGGCGUGUCGUUCGUGGGGCGGCUGGGCAGCCUGCAGCUGUCUGCGGCGGUGCUUGCAGCCUCGGUAUUCAACGUGACCGGCCAGUGCGUGAUCAUGGGCAUGUGCGGCACGAUUGACACGCUGGCAGGGCAGGCGUUUGGGGCGCGCAACUUCCGGGCGGUGGGCGUGGUUCUGCAGCGCUCGCUGCUGGUCAACCUGCUGUUUGGAUGCCUCAUCGCACUGGCGUGGCUGCGCUCGGAGCGCCUGUUCCUGGCGCUGGGCCAGGAGGCGGAGCUGUCGGCGGCAGCGGCGCGGUACAUGGCGCUGGUGGCCCCCUCGCUGCCCUGCAUCGGCGUCUUCGAGGCCUGCAAACGCAUACUCAUCGUACAGGGCAUCGUGCGGCCCGCUGUGGUGGUGACCCUCAUCUCGGCGGCCCUCACCCCGCUGUACAACUGGUUGCUGAUCAUCACGCUGGGGCUGGGCCUCGACGGCGCAGCGCUGGCGGUGGUGGCGCUGCAGCUGACGUCGGCGGCGCUGCUGGGAGGCUACGUGGUGGUGCGCAACAUGCGGCUGGGGGCGACAUGGGACGGCUGGAGCCGGCAGGCGCUGCAGGGGUGGGGGCAGUACCUGACCCUGGCGCUGCCGAGCGUCAUCAUGAUUGGCUGCAAGUGGUGGAGCUUUGAAAGCCUUCUGCUCAUGGCUGGCUGGACGGCGACGGCCAAGCGGGAUGUCGCCGUCAUGGGCCUCUGCUCGGUGACCAACAGCAUCAUCUUCUCCCUGGUCUUUGGCCUCUCCAUCGCUGCCUCUGUGCGGGUCAGCAACGCGCUGGGGGCGCGCUGCCCCGACACCGCCCGGCGAGCCAUCCUCGCCGGCUUCGCCAUGACCCUGGCGCUGCUGGCGGCCUUUGUCGUGCUGCUCAUGACCCUGCAGGACCGCUGGGUGCGGCUGCUGACCAAUGUGGAGCCUGUGGUGGCGGCCACGGUGCAGCUGCUGCCCAUCUUCUGCGUGUCACUGCUGGGGGACAACGCCAAUGUGGCGCUGCAGGCGCUGCUGCGCGGCGCCGGCAAGCAAAAGAUUGGAGCCAUCACCAACGUCCUCUCCUAUUGGGUGCUGGCCAUCCCGCUUGCCUACUAUCUGGCCUUCCCCCGUGGCAUGGGGCUUCAGGCAAGCAUACCGGCCCAUGCCUCGCCACCUCCGCCCCGCAUUCUGAUGUGCCAGGACUGUGGCGUUUUGCUGCACCCUCUUUACUGUUGCAGGGCCUGUGGUGGGGCACGGCCGCCGCAAACAGUGCAAUGGGAGCGUUCAUGCUGGUGGUGGUGCUGCGGUUCGACUACGACGGCGAGGCGGCUGCGGCGGUGCUGCGCUGUGCCUCGCGCUCGCUGCGCCAGCCGCUCAUGCACCAUGUCAGUGCGGCGCACACCAGCCAUGGCUGCCUGA